UCCGUUUCAGUUUCAACUCUCAACUCUUCCACACUUCCACUUGUCCUCUCGUCGUUGAAAUUUUACCAAUAUUAACCAAAAAAAUCUGCAAUUCGAGUUUUUUAGUUUUGGAACAGUAAUCAUAAGUGUCUGCGAACAAUUACGACGUCCAUGGCUGCGGCGACGGCGAUAGUGGUGUCGGCAGGACCAAAAACAAUACUCAUAACAGGAGUAAGCCGAGGUUUAGGCAGAGCCCUAGCUCUCGAAAUGGCCAAGCGAGGUCAUUGCGUCGUCGGAUGCGGCCGUUCUCAAGAUAAAAUUAAUUCUCUUCAAGCCGAGCUUCACAAUUCUCCGUCCUCAUCAUCCUCAGAAGAAUCCUCUCAUCUUCUUCUCAAUGUCGAUGUGAGGUCGAACAAUAGUGUUCAGGAACUUGCGAAAUUGCUUGUUGAGAAGAAGCGGAUUCCUGAUAUUAUAGUAAACAAUGCAGGUACCAUUAACAAAAACAAUAAUUUGUGGGAAGUUCCAGCAGAAGAGUUUGAUACUGUGAUUGAUACUAAUGUAAAGGGGGUUGCUAACAUGCUCCGUCACUUCAUCCCUGUUAUGAUAGAGAGGAAGCAUGGGAUCAUCGUCAAUAUGUCAUCUGGAUGGGGGCGAUCCGCUGCUGCUCAGGUUGCCCCUUAUUGUGCUUCAAAAUGGGCAGUUGAGGGUCUGACUAGAGCAGUUGCGAAGGAGCUGAGCAGUGGUAUGGCAAUUGUUGCUCUUAGUCCUGGAGUGAUACACACUGAGAUGCUCGAGUCGUGCUUUGGCAGUACAGCCCAUGUUUAUCCAAAGCCUGAUAAUUGGGCUCCGAGGGCAGCAACCAUGAUACUUAAUCUGACUACUGCUGACAAUGGUGCAUCUCUAACUGUGUAAAGACGAAAGAUAACAGCUAACUUAAAGAAUGUUUUUUCCGUUUGCACAUUGUUUUUUUUUGUAAUACGCUGUAGUUUGAUAGACUAUUAUGCGCGAGACUCAUGGAAUGUGUAUUAGCAAGCUAUUUUUUAUACAAGUAUUCGAAGUUGUUCGAUUA
Molecule: messenger RNA, 1048 nt
Organism: Spinacia oleracea (spinach)
Lineage: Eukaryota; Viridiplantae; Streptophyta; Magnoliopsida; Caryophyllales; Amaranthaceae
Product: NADPH-dependent pterin aldehyde reductase
Exons: 5
Coding region: 151-891 (246 amino acids)
Biological process (GO): folic acid-containing compound metabolic process
Cellular component (GO): cytosol
Molecular function (GO): oxidoreductase activity, acting on the CH-OH group of donors, NAD or NADP as acceptor
Source: RefSeq, a predicted model, not a curated record